GAGAACAUCUACAACCUGCCCAACUUCCUCACCGUCACACGUCUGUUCGCAGCGCCGGCGACGGCUUACCUGCUCCUGCACGACCAUCACACAUGGGCCCUCGGACUGUUUGCCUAUGCCGGAAUCACGGACCUGGUGGAUGGCUGGAUGGCGCGGAAGUGGAAGCUGCAGACGGUGGCGGGCAGCGUGAUCGACCCUAUGGCUGAUAAGGCUCUAAUGAUCAUCCUGACCGUCACGCUUGCGGUCAAAGGAGCGAUACCAUUGUAUCUGGCGACUCUGAUCCUUGGCCGCGACGCAUCACUCGCCGUCGCCGCCAUCUACUAUCGCUAUGCCUCGCUACCCGCGCCCAAGACCUUCCUACGAUACUGGGACUUCUCGCUGCCUUCGGCCGAGGUGCAUCCCACGACCGUCUCGAAAUACAACACCUUCCUGCAGCUCAUCCUGAUCGGAUCGACCCUCGCACUGCCAGUGGUCGCGGCUAGCGGACAGCAGACGGAGGUCCUAAAUCUCAGCACGGAGCAGCUGCACACGGCGAUGCAGUACUUCCAAUACGUCGUCGCCGCCACGACGGCAUGGAGCGGGUUGAGUUACGCGUACCUCAAGAACGUGGUCACGAUCCUGGGCACGAACGAGGAGUUGAAAGCCAAGCAGGGCGCGAGAGGACGAGCCAUCAUCGGCGUGACGUUUGGUGGGUGUGUGUUGGCUGCUGCAUGGCUCGCGGCGAACGUCGAUAGACCUGUUGCUGCUGCCGAGAAGGAUGGGGAGAAGGAACAGGAAGGAACCGCGUAG
Zasmidium cellare ATCC 36951 is the source of this 789-nucleotide messenger RNA. RefSeq lists its product as uncharacterized. The transcript has 2 exons. Gene Ontology annotation, cellular component: mitochondrion; membrane. The record is from RefSeq and is a predicted model, not a curated record. Gene Ontology annotation, biological process: cardiolipin biosynthetic process. Gene Ontology annotation, molecular function: cardiolipin synthase activity. Lineage: Eukaryota; Fungi; Ascomycota; Dothideomycetes; Mycosphaerellales; Mycosphaerellaceae. The annotation marks the transcript as partial.